Molecule: messenger RNA, 1307 nt
Organism: Manacus vitellinus (golden-collared manakin)
Lineage: Eukaryota; Metazoa; Chordata; Aves; Passeriformes; Pipridae
Gene: VPS37C
Product: VPS37C subunit of ESCRT-I
Exons: 6
Coding region: 167-1198 (343 amino acids)
Biological process (GO): protein targeting to membrane; protein targeting to vacuole; ubiquitin-dependent protein catabolic process via the multivesicular body sorting pathway
Cellular component (GO): ESCRT I complex
Source: RefSeq, a predicted model, not a curated record
CGGAAGUAGCGACGGGCGGAGGGUCUACGACAGGUUUAUCGGGAUCAUGAGUUGAGACAUUCCUGAGGAUCUUGCGACAUUGCCGGCGUGAAAUCCUUGGGAUGCUCCACUUGGAUAAGAGGUAGAAGAGCCGGGAGCCAUCAGGACGGCGCAGGAAUCCGGGAGGAUGGACAUGCUCAGGAACCGGACGGUGGAGGAGCUCCGGGAGCUGCAGGAGGAUUCCCAGGAAAUCGAGCGCUUGGCUCUGGAAUCGCAGGAGGUGCAGGAGCUGCAGCUGGAACGGGAAAUGGCCUUGGCUUCCAACCGGAGCUUGGCCGAGCAGAACCUGAAAUUCCAGGCGCCGCUGGAAUCGGGACGAAGUGACCUCUCCAAGAAAUACCUGGAGCUGCAGGAACUGGCCGGGAGGUGCCGGGAGCAGAAGGAAAAGCUGGAGAAAUCCUCGGCAGCGCUGCAACCGCAGACUCUGCUGGAGCUGCUCCAGGUGGAAAGUCAGAAGAUUGAGGAGGAAUCUGAGAAAAUGGCGGAGAAAUUCCUGGAGGGCGAAGUGCCCUUGGAGACGUUCCUGGAGCAGUUUGCCACCAUGAGGAAAUUGUCCCACCUGCGCCGGGUCCGCGUGGAAAAGCUGCAGGAGAUCGUGAGGAAAUCCGAGGGAUCCCAGGAAUCCGGCCAGGACUCGCAGGCUCCUCCUCCUCCUCCUCCUGCUCUCCCUCCUGCUCCUCACGUUCCUGGCUCCAGGGAUCCUCCACAGCCCUUCCCAGCGGGAUCUCCUCCCUUCCCCCUUCCCUACAGCCCGGCUCCCGCGCUCCCUCCCGGCCCCCCGGCCCAUGGAGCGCUGCCUCCCGCACCUUUCCCGGCAGCUCCGGCUGCUUCCCAGCCCGGCUCCCAACCCUUUCCUUACCCAGCUCCCGGAUAUCCGUCGGCUCAGGCUCCCAGAGCUGCCUCCGGAGGCUAUUCCUGGUCUCCAUCCCGGGCCCCUCCGCAGCCGGCACCAUAUCCCGGUCCCAGUCCGUCUCCUCCUCCUCCCAGGCCGGGAUACUCUCCCUACAUCCCUCCCGGAGCGGGAAGGCCACCCUAUCCCACCCAGCCCCCUCUCCCGAAUUUCCCGAUCCCGGCACAGCCUCCCUAUCCCGGGGCUCCCCCACCCUUUGGAUACCCGCCCCCUCCCAACCCUUCCCGUCCGGCUUGGCCUGGAUACUAAUCCAGGACUUUCCGGGAGCAUCCUCUACUGCUUCCUUCUUUUUCUGGGGAUUGAGGAACAGGUGGAAUCCCAGGAAUUCCAUGGGAUGAGAGUCACAGUUCCAGGAGUC